UAUAAACCUCUCUCCCUCUCUCUCUGUAUGCCCUGCGCAGCUGUCGUCGCGCGCAGUAGUAACUCGGAUCCGCGCGCUUGUUCGUGGCGCACUGAUUGACCGAACUCUGGCGCUCCGUUGCCACCGGAAUGUUGUCCCGCGCUCGUUUACUUCUUUAACACGAGCGAGCGCGGCACUUGUAGCCCGAGGGAGAAGACGAAGGUGAUCAUGAGUUGUUUGGAUGUUAUGUUCCCAGCCUAUGGACAUUACACACCGUACGCGCCAACUGCCUCAGCCUUCAUCAGCAGUCUGCCGGCUCCAGUUGGUGUGAGAAGCCCAUCUCCUUGCUCGCGGGAGUUCAUGGAGAGCGUGGGCACAUCGCGGUGCACCGACAGCACCUCCGCAGGCGCACCGGCGCCACCGUCCUCCUCCUCUUCCUCCUCUUACACAGCCGCAUCUCCGGCCGAGGACGGCCCCAAGGAGAAACGGGAAAUCCCAGAGGCGGAAUACCUGAACUCCCGCUGCGUCCUCUUCACCUACUACCAGGGGGACAUCAGCAGCGUGGUGGACGAACACUUCUCACGGGCGCUCAGCGCGUACAUGGAGGGCGAGGGCAAGAGGAGGGCAGCAGAAGCAGCCUCUCCUAUCAACCGGCGCAGUUUCCCCCCAUCCUUCUGGGACAGUAACUACCCCUCGCCACCCACCCGAGGCCACUGUGACCCUGGGGCUUACUCCAUGGACCACUACGCUCAUGGUGCGCUGCACCCCGGCCUUCCCCACCCGCACGCCCACCCCCACCCCCACUCGCACCCGCACGCCCACCCCUCAGAGUCCUGGAGCUACUCGCAGAGCCAGGCGUACGGGCCCCCAAGGCCUCUCCAUGAACUCUACUCCCCCUCAGGCCUGGACCCCCACUACGGCCCCCUGCUUAUGCCCGCUGUCAGGCCCCCACAUCUGGGCCCCCUCCCCGGCCACUACGAGGUGGGGAAGCUGGAGCACACCACCACGUGGCCCGGCCUGCUGCCCGCCAGCGACGUAGCCCAGACACUGGCCCUCAACAUGGACCCAGGCCUCCAGCACCAGAAGAAAGGCAAGGAGCUGUACUGGUUUUAACGACCGGCCGUCACAUCGACCAGCUAUUCGCUCGAUCCAAUUAGGCCCUGGAGUUGGUCCCACUGAAGAGCUGUGUCCUUUCAUCCCCACCCCCUCAGCCUCUACUCCCCCUCCGACCCCCCCCCCCACCCCCACGAAGCCACAGCAACACUCCAGCUUCGGAUGUGUGCACCAUGGAGAUAAAGAGGGGACCGGUGGGGAGGAGAGACACGGAGCCAGCCCUGGAUACUGCUGGACUCUCUCGCUCGCUCUCUUUCUCUCUAUUCCACCCUCUCUUCUUCACCUCCUCCUCUUGGCCUAUCUAGUGUGUGUGUGUGUGUGUGUAUGUGUGUGUGUGUGUGUGUGUGUGUGCGUGUCUGUGUGUGUGUGUGUUGGAGAGAAGCUCAGCAACCCUAAACAUAAUCCACUUGGACCCAGAGACAGAACAGAGACAUUUUCUGUUUGGAGGAAUUAAGAGACGACACAAAAACGGACAGUGAUAACCGACUCUAUUUUUGCCACUGUCCCGAUGUGGUGGUGGUGUCAUUUGUCCACACUGCACAGAUGGGGAUGCAUGGUCGGUCUAAAGAGGAGUGUGUUUGUGUGUGUGUGUGUGUGUGUGUGUGUGUGUGUGUGUGUGUGUGUGUGUGUGUGUGUGUCUGUGACUGUG
Clupea harengus (Atlantic herring) is the source of this 1741-nucleotide messenger RNA. RefSeq names its product vestigial-like family member 2b (gene vgll2b). Gene Ontology annotation, cellular component: nucleus. Gene Ontology annotation, biological process: regulation of DNA-templated transcription. Lineage: Eukaryota; Metazoa; Chordata; Actinopteri; Clupeiformes; Clupeidae. The record is from RefSeq and is a predicted model, not a curated record.